Molecule: messenger RNA, 1789 nt
Organism: Drosophila biarmipes
Lineage: Eukaryota; Metazoa; Arthropoda; Insecta; Diptera; Drosophilidae
Product: 5-methylcytosine rRNA methyltransferase NSUN4
Exons: 1
Coding region: 190-1701 (503 amino acids)
Biological process (GO): rRNA methylation
Cellular component (GO): mitochondrial large ribosomal subunit
Molecular function (GO): methyltransferase activity
Source: RefSeq, a predicted model, not a curated record
AGCACAUAUUUUUUAAGAUAAAUUAUUGUUUAAAAUAUAGUAUUAUUUUGUAUAGGAGACUUCCCUUAUCACUUUUUAAAUUCCGAUUAUCGUAGCCGCCAAAAGCCCAGCCGUACUUCUAUCGAUAUGCCCUAAGAAACAUAUGAUUUCAUGUAAUCAGUUGCCGGUUCCAACGAAGAUUGUACAAAAAUGUUGAAGGCACGCAGCGUAUUUCUGCUGCCAAGGAGGUGGAAAAGCGGUGCCAAGAAGCGAUGGAAUGUCCUGCAGAACAAGAAGAACAACUGCGACCGGGCGUUGGACAACUUUGAUGACUUCUACGGCAGUGUUUACGGCAGCCGCUGGAAGAACAUGCGGGCGGCGCUCCUCACGAGGCACAAGUACAUUGCCAUGGUCAACAAUUUCGGGGACACGGAGCAGACGUGCAGCAUGCUGGAGACAGAUGGAGCCAUCAACAUGAAGUCCUUGAUUAACCUGGCACAGGAUCGCCUGAAGGACAGCGAGGAAACGAUGCCGGAGCAGGGGAAAUCCCGUCAUGAAAUCGAGGGAAAACUGGAUGCACUGCUGCGAAAACAGCAGGAACGCGAAGUGGCCUCCAUUUACCCAAGUCCAGGAGAGGAUGGUUCAUCCAAUCCACUGCCACUAGAACUGAAGUUUGACAACGUACAGGAAAAGCAGCCGGAGGAGGUCCAUAAUCCCUUCAAACAGAGCUUGACCAAGGCAUUGGAGGAGGAUGUUAAGCUGGACGAGCAUCGUCUGGUGGAUCCACAGUUCGGCACUGGCGGACUCUAUGAAUACAUGCCCGCCCACAGCAUCAAGGGCAUGGAGGAUUGGGUGGCCGAGUCGGAGCACUACAAGUACUACCAAACGAGCGCCGAUUUUCCGCUCACCAUCGAACCGGAGGCUUCGUUUCACUACCCCGAGCACCUCUCACUGUACACCUAUGAGAUGGGCAACUGCUCCGACUUCAAGGGACCCAAGAAGUGCCUGACCGGCGUCCUCUCGCACUUCAUGAUGGACGGUGCCUCCACAUUGCCGCCUCUUUUCCUGCAGGUGAAGCCGGGAGAGCGGGUGCUCGAUGCCUGUGCCUCUCCUGGCGGCAAGUCCCUGCUCCUGCUUCAGACCCUGCACCUGGAUCAGCUUGUCUGCAACGACAUCCAAGAAUCCCGCCUGAACAAGCUGCGCAAAGUGAUGCAGGAGUACCUGUUCGACUACAAGGAACGCUGGGCGGGCAAGCGGCUCAUCUUCAGCCAGAGCGAUGCCCGCUACCUCGACCAGUAUGAGCAGUUCGACAAGAUCCUGGUGGACGUGCCAUGCACCACGGAUCGACACGUGCUUAACGAACAGGACAACAACAUCUUUAAGCCAACGCGCAUCAAGGAGCGACUGCGGAUCCCCGAGCUACAGGCAGGCAUUCUGGCCAACUGUCUGCGCCUUUUGCGACCAGGCGGAAGCUUGGUUUACUCCACCUGCUCGCUGUCACCAAUCCAGAACGAUGGCGUAGUCCACAUGGCCCUGCAAAAGGUGUUCACCGAGUACGGUAUCACGGCAACCAUCAAGGAUCUGAGUCAGCACACGGCCCUAUUCAGCGAUGUUUUCAAGUUCGAGCACCCAAAGGGACUUAAGUAUGGACAAAUGGUGGUGCCCUACUUGCCGGCCAACUUUGGGCCAAUGUAUUUCAGUAAAAUAACCAGAAAUGUGUGAUUGAGGAGAAUUAAUAAAGAUGAAGCUUUACAAGAAGUAGAGUAGAGAGUAUAUAACCUAAAUAAACUAAACCAUUUCAAUAUUAAAA